This is a messenger RNA of Pipistrellus kuhlii (Kuhl's pipistrelle), 962 nucleotides long. RefSeq names its product lysozyme C. The record is from RefSeq and is a predicted model, not a curated record. NCBI's taxonomy places the organism in Eukaryota, Metazoa, Chordata, Mammalia, Chiroptera, Vespertilionidae. The transcript has 4 exons. Gene Ontology annotation, biological process: defense response to Gram-positive bacterium; defense response to Gram-negative bacterium. Gene Ontology annotation, molecular function: lysozyme activity. The coding region runs from base 54 to 500 and encodes 148 amino acids.
AUACUGGGGCCAGCCUACCCUGGCCAGCUGAGCAGUCUGGCUUCACAGUCAACAUGAAGGCUCUCCUGACUCUGGGGCUUCUCCUCCUCUCUGUGGCCGUCCAGGCCAAGGUCUAUGAGAGGUGUGAGCUGGCCAGAACCUUGAAAAGACUUGGACUGGAUGGCUACAAAGGAGUGAGCCUGGCAAACUGGAUGUGUUUAGCCAAAUGGGAAAGUGAUUACAACACACGAGCUACAAACUAUAAUCCUGGAAGCAAAAGCACUGAUUAUGGGAUAUUUCAGAUCAAUAGCCGCUACUGGUGUAAUGAUGGCAAAACUCCAAAAUCAGUUAACGCCUGUGGCAUAUCCUGCAGCGUUUUGCUUCAAGAUGACAUCACUCAAGCUGUAACCUGUGCAAAGAGGGUUGUCAGGGAUCCACAAGGCAUCAGAGCAUGGGUGGCCUGGAAAACUCACUGUCAAAACAAAGAUCUCACUAAGUAUGUCCAGGGCUGUGGAGUGUAACUGGACAGCUUUCCUUCUUCAGCUCCUCUUGUCUCCUUUUCAUAUCAAGGGAGUAGUAGUUGAGUAAAAGUUCACACUUCUUUCAAAUAAACAAUGAUUUUACAGAAGCAGGAGCAAAUAUGGUCUUUCUUCUAAGAGGCUAAUGUUGUCUAACGUGUUAAUUAUUGGGUAGUAAGUCUACAACAUGUUUCAGUGUGCUGAUGGAGCUAAGGCUGGUGAAAAUUUACCUAAAAUUUUAUUACCAAAUACAUCUCCAGGACCUUCAGUUCUUAAUCAAUGACUUCAUCUUGAAUGACACCAGUAUUUCUCAAUAUUUGAUAAAUAUGUAACAAUAGACUAUCUUAAAACACAUUAAUAUUGGGCAAAAUCUUAGCUGAGUAGGCAUUUGAUGUGUUCAUUUGUUCAUUCGUCUCCCAAACAGUAAAAGAUAACCAUUCUUUGUUGGGCAAUAUCAAAUUGACA